Molecule: messenger RNA, 633 nt
Organism: Saccharomyces eubayanus
Lineage: Eukaryota; Fungi; Ascomycota; Saccharomycetes; Saccharomycetales; Saccharomycetaceae
Gene: VPS21
Product: Rab family GTPase VPS21
Exons: 1
Coding region: 1-633 (210 amino acids)
Molecular function (GO): GTPase activity; GTP binding
Source: RefSeq, a predicted model, not a curated record
AUGAACACAUCCGUCACUUCAAUAAAGUUAGUACUAUUGGGUGAAGCAGCAGUUGGUAAAUCCUCAAUAGUUUUAAGGUUUGUAUCGAAUGAUUUCGCUGAAAACAAGGAGCCCACUAUCGGUGCUGCAUUCCUUACUCAAAGAGUCACUAUAAAUGAACAUACCGUUAAGUUUGAGAUAUGGGAUACAGCUGGGCAAGAGAGAUUUGCAUCGUUAGCACCCAUGUACUAUAGAAAUGCACAGGCUGCUCUUGUAGUAUACGACGUGACGAAACCACAAUCUUUUAUCAAGGCACGCCAUUGGGUUAAGGAACUGCAUGAACAAGCAUCGAAGGACAUCAUUAUCGCUUUGGUCGGUAACAAGAUCGAUAUGUUACAAGAAGACGGAGAAAGGAAAGUUGCAAGAGAGGAAGGUGAAAAGUUGGCAGAAGAAAAUGGCCUACUGUUUUUUGAAACAAGUGCAAAAACAGGAGAAAACGUUAACAACGUAUUUUUGGGAAUUGGUGAAAAGAUACCAUUGAAAAACGCUGAAGAACAAAAUAACGCUAAUAAUGAACGUGAAUCGAAUAAUCAAAGAGUGGAUUUGAAUGCUAUUAAUAACGGUGCCAGUGCGAACAGUGGUUGCAGUUGCUAG